This is a messenger RNA of Stegostoma tigrinum, 4850 nucleotides long. RefSeq names its product microfibril associated protein 2 (gene mfap2). The record is from RefSeq and is a predicted model, not a curated record. NCBI's taxonomy places the organism in Eukaryota, Metazoa, Chordata, Chondrichthyes, Orectolobiformes, Stegostomatidae. The transcript is spliced from 8 exons. Gene Ontology annotation, biological process: embryonic eye morphogenesis. Bases 151 to 624 code for a protein of 157 amino acids. Gene Ontology annotation, cellular component: microfibril.
CCAGGCUUUAAGACCCAGAGGAGCCCUGAGUCGGGGCAGGAGCUGGUGUACCAUCUGGGGUGUGUUUCAAUCAGACUCAGUGCGAGAAAAUUUGUGGAGUUGUACAAGCGGAUCCGUGUGCCUGGAAUUCUAACUCUCCGACAAGCAGACAUGGCUGUAAGAGCCGCUUGCCUUGUCCUUCUCUGUCUGCCUGUGAUGCUUCACGGUCAGUAUGAUGAUCUGCCAGAAUCUCCCGUGUAUCCUCUACAGCCACAGUAUGGACAAUAUGACAGCCUCACAGGGGUUGAAGAAUAUAAUCCAGAUUUUGAAUAUACUGGUUCAAAUUUUGAAACAGAACCGACAGAGCCUGGUCCCCUUGAUUGCAGGGAGGAGCAAUAUCCAUGCACCAGACUUUAUUCUGUGCACAGACCUUGCAAACAAUGCCUCAAGAGCCUUUGCUUUUACAGCCUUCGCAGGGUCUAUGUGGUUAACAAGGAAGUCUGUGUCCGCACUGUCUGUGCCCAUGAGGAGCUACUGAGAGCUGACCUGUGCCGAGACAAAUAUUCCAAGUGUGGGGUCAUGGCCAGCAGUGGGCUGUGUGGUCAAAUGGCUUCAUCGUGUGACAAGAGUUGUGGCUCCUGCUGAGAAGGAUAAGCAAACCGAGAACGGGCCACGCAUGGAGCCUUGGUCCAGGAGACAGAGGAAUCUCCGUAUAUAUCAAUAAUAUUACAUUAAGUAAUUUAGAGGGAUCAUUUUCAUAUUUCUGUAACUUUGAUGGUGCUGGGGGAUUUUUCAUAUUAUCCUCAAGAUAACAUCCAUUCUUCAUGGUGCACAUUAUGUAAAUAGUUAUUUCUGUUUGGGGAGGGGACCACAUUGAUGCAGUUACACAUAAAACCUUGGGAAUUCGAUCAUUCCAACAUUUCACCCUGUGGCCACAGCAAAUUAUGGACCAAUCUCUGCCCUUUCUUGUUGGUGUACUGUGUUCACCUGGGACAGAGUCGCUCGCCCAGAAUUUACUCUCCGUCUCUUAUCUCCCUCUUCAUCGAGAUUCUGCAGAUUUCCUUCCUAUUACCUGUUGCUGACCUGCCUUUCAUGUUUUGUGUCUGUCCAGAGUUUUUAGAAUCUUCUGAAGUUUGUGCAAAAAUCUAGAAAGGUGCGAGACAUGUGCAGUUGGAAAUGAAACAAACCCUAUGGCUGGAUUCUGAAGGCAGCCUGAGUGAUUCACGCAGCAGCAAUCUUAGUGAGUCACUCCUGAAUGUGCUUCACCUUUGGAGGGACAAUUUAAACCCAAUUCUGUUCCUGAACUCCUGGCUGAUCGCACGCCACCCAUACUAUCAGGGCAAAGUCAGGAACCAGUGUGUGAACACAUCCCAAGUAGACUUCAACUCAGCCCAUACUGAUCCUGUGUGGCAGCUGGGUGGAAGAGUUGACACUUUAGCCAUGAAAGUGAUGUAUGAGCUUGACCAAUGAGUUUUUUUUAGAUCUCUUUGUCAAGGAUUUUAAGUGGUGUGUUGUCUUAAAAUAACAAAUGGCAAACCAUAGUAUGAAUGAGUUAUGCAUUAUCUUCAGGUGAUUCCCAGAACUUUCUGUUCCCCCCACCCCUAUCUAGCCAAUAACUAAUCUCCUCCCUACCCUCCACUGUGCUGAGUGGGACACUCGGUUUAACUGGUCACCAUUAGUGACUCAUCUCUCUGCCCUUGCAUACGACUGUUACUGUUGUGUAUUUUUUUUAAACUGCUCAUAAUUAGUGUGAACAAAUACUGUAAUUGUCAAUGCUGCACACAUUGUGGUGGGGGCACUCACUCUUUCACUACUAUGGUCACCACUGGCACGGAGCUGGAAGCUUUUCCCAUAGAGACAUAACAGCUUCCCAAGAAUGUGGCUGAGAAUGUGACACAAGGCUAUAACUCAGUGCCAACCUUCAAAAUCAAUCUCUUUAUGAACAGACAAUGAAGGCUGGAAAUGGAACACACCAUCUGGUCUAUCAAGCCCACAUCUUUCACAGAACCUGAAGAAGCUUUGCUAUCAACGACCCAACCCUAUCCACUUAAUUUUUCGCACUCCAUGUAUAACUUAUGACUUUAUUAACUCUAUUAACCAUCAGAGGGUAAAUUCUGUAUAAGUACUCCCAGAAUGUCAAAGCCAGUCAGACGAAACACUAGAAUAUCUAUCCAACCUCACGUCUGCAUUGUCACACUAGUCUCCUGCCUCCAAAUUCAUUGAUUCCUCUGAAAUAAGUUGAUAAUUUCAAUCUGUGCAUAUCCCUAUUACCUAUAGUUCUGUUCAAUUAGAUUUUUAUCUGGCCCCCUUUUUGAAUGGUGACAGCUCCAAUGCUCGUUUGAUUGGAAUGGAGAGGAUUAGGGGCAAAGAUAUAUUUUUAAAUAAUGCGAGAUUUGAGUAGGCAAUAAGACACAUGCUGCAUGUCACAAUACACAGUACUGCUAAAUGUGUAACAGCUCUGAAUCCCUCCCUCACCAAAACAUGUCUGGGUAAUAUUAAGAGGCACACUUAGUGCAUUUUGAAAUAAGUAUUUGAGAGAGAAUGUGCUCUAAAGUAUUCAAUGGAUGUUUACACACAACUUUAUGCUUAUAUCUAUACAAUUAUUAGAAUUCAAUUGAAUUCCCAUUCGCACUACUAGUCACUAAGCAGCCUUGUAGUACGCUCCUGGGCAUACACCCAGACUUGUAGCACACUCCCUGAGAUUAACACAACUGGCUUCACUCCUGCUACUUUUUUUCAACCUUUGGUAUUACUGUACAACCUCAUUACAUUCUCUUAGGCAGCUGUGUCUCAGACACAUUAAUCCUUCUCCAAUUUAAAUGGUGCAAUUUCAAUUCAGGGAUCUAUAUCUGUCGUAAUUACAGCCUGGAUAUGAGUCUGCAAAUAUGAACACUGAAAUGCUUCACAUGCUUAUUUGAUCUGACUUCGUACGUCAAUCAGCAAAGCAGUUUCAACAAUAUCUGUUAAGCUUUUAUAUAUUAAUAUCAAAUGUUUCUGUUCCAAGAUCCUAUUCACUGGACUAGCACAUUAAUCACUUGGUCACACUAAGACUUCAGGAGGUUGUCAUAUCCCUAUGCAUUGCCAAGUGUGAACAUAAAUGUUUACUAUCAGCUGAAGCUAUCCCCUCUGUAACUCUCCUCAAGGAAGACAGCACUGUAACAGCCUAGACUCAGCAGCUUCUUGGGUGGAACAGUGCCUGAGCUAAAACUGGAUUCAGAGACUUUUUUGAGGAGUUCAGGGUAUCUUCAGUUUAUCAAACUUGACUUUGUAUUGCUUUUGUUUUUGAAGUGCUCAUAUAUAAUGGUGCUUAAACAUCCCUAAGUUUAUCAAGGGAUUACAUUUCAGGCAAAGUUUAAAGAUACAAAGAGAUCUGUCAUCCGACAGUGUCCCUUCAUCCUGUCUUAUCCUGCAGUGAGUGCACUGCUUUGUCUUGACACUAAUUCAUCAGUGGGAAUAUUCUAUGCUGCAGCCAACAGCAGUUCUUCGGAUAAAAGAGGAUUUGUGUGCAGGAUGUGUUUUGAGGCUGGGAGUUAAAUUGGAAUAUGGCAUUUUGAUGGAGUGAAACAGGAUUACUUGCUUAGUGGAUUUUCUCUUGAAACUUCAGCUUUUUCCCAGGAGAUAAGGAGCAGUUUAGUAAUGAGAUCAACCAUAUUUAAACUGAAUAAACUGGAAAUAAGGCAGACACAAGGCCUAAAUACAGGGGCCUAAAGGAUGUACCAGCUGUAGGUUCCAUGGUGGAAUCCUUGGCCCAUCUUAUUUGGACCAGACCAUGUGUUCUAGGAAACAAGGACGGGACAAGGAUCUCAAGCUAGUUGGCAAUUCAAGCGCUUGCCCAGUAGUUGGGAUAUCAAAUGUUAGUUGAAAGCUCAUGGUGCAGGAAAAUGAGCACAAUGACCAUGCUCAGCUGCUGAGUACCCACAGCAUGCUUCUCAGAAAUAUAGGUUAUUGAAUGUGUUAGUGACAUCUAAGAGGCCAAUUUUGCCAGUUCAUAACCUAUGAACUUGUUCUUUUCCUGCAAUGUUUAUGAAAAUAGCCCACAUUAAUAAUGACCUCUGCUGAGAAAGGAAAUGUUUGCAGGGCCAUAGUGAAAGGACAGAGGACUGUAGUUGAUUGGGCAGCUCCUUCAAAGAAAGCAGGAUGGGUAAAAUGGCCUCCUUUUAUGUUCUGGCUUUUUGAUUCCAAAAUCAACAAUCCAUUGUUGCAGCCAGUCCACCAGCUAAUGACUAGGUAAUAGUAGAAAGGAAAGGGGAAACUUCUCCCACCCAAUAGCUCAGUUAUCAUCUACAAUACCCCAACGUGCAGUUGAGCCAUGCUGCCCAGGAAGAUUCCAUGUCUAAUCUGUGUUAGGUUAGUUGAUCUCAGCCCAGCUGGUAGUAACAGAGGGCUGCGAUGGGUCUCAGUAUUCCUGGGUUAGUUAAGUUCAGACUCCUAACUACUAUCCCAGCGGAUGAUGCACAUUUUGGGAUAUCAGGUGAGGAUUAGAUUGAUCCUUAUUGUGGUGGAAUAUCUACUAAUGCUCACAACACAGUCUGAUAAAUGAAGUGUGGUCACUUGGGACAACAUUUUGAGGAUGGUCAGUGGUUAUGGAUCUGUAACUCAGCAGAAAUAGCAUUUUAAAGAAAGGAAGGGACAACAUUUGGCAGGAAACUGAAAUAACAGAAGCAAAAAUACUGCUUCACCUCUUCUCAAAUCUGUCAGCAGUAAGUUAGAUAAACAAAACUUGAGAUGUGCUUGCUCUGAAUGUUCUUGAAGUACCAAUAGGAGAAGGUGCCACAAUAUGUGCAACUGAGUGAGAUAUUUCUGUGUAAUCUGAUUCAUUCUAUAACUGAUAUAUCCUGUUUUUGUACAAAAAUAAAGUCACUUAAAUAACA